GUUUUGAUUUAUUGAAUUACUUUUAUUGAGAGAACUUGCAUUUUUUCCCCUUAAAACCCUUCAAAUUUGCGUCAUUCUAUUGAUUUCACCUUAUUAAACAUGACAGUAACUAGUAAAACUAUCUACCUAGGAGUCAUAUUUCAAGCUCUAUAAAAUCUGUAAAAUCCAGGAGCUUCCGUGGGCUUGGCCCCCACCAGGACUUCGCUUUGGACCCACUGGUGGCCUCACGACGGCCCUUAGACCCCUGCCUUAUAAACUUGGCCCCCUAACAGCAAUUCCUGGAUGCACGCCUGUCCACUGUCUGUCAAGACAUUGAGCAUUAUUAUAUUGGGGACAAGGACAAUAAGAUAGAACUACAUGGACAGUGUAUAUAUUUACAUUUGAUGUUGGAUUUUCUUACUCAGAGAAUUUUUUUUUAUUUUGAUUCAUAUCUUAAAUGUGAGUGUGUAACUUUGACCAAAUACAUACAAAUAGCCAAUCCAGUACUGGGCCAUGUAACCCCCCCCCCCCAAAAAAAAGAAUGUAACAGGAGUGCAGACACGACCCAUGACAAAAUAUAGCAAAUUUCGGUUACAGUGAUGGAGUAUUUGUGACCAUCAGAUGCUUAUUUUACGUUGGUAAGAACGGGAUUUAGACAAAGUGUAUAAUUCGUAUCAGAGAUGAAAUUUAUUUCGAAGAAUUCCCAGGAGUGACCUUUCGCCGCACGUAACCAGACAGUCUCGCCAUCUAACGGUGGAAGAAGAAUGAAGGGGCAUGGACACGAUCUGAGCUGAAAAUUUUCAAAUUUUAUUUUUCCAAUUUUAUUGUUUACAAUGCUUAAUUAAAGUAUUUCUAAUGGUGAACCAAAAUUUGAAUAUCAGUUGUUGAGUUAUAAGUGAGAUACAACGCUCGCAAUUCUUUGUUAUGUAAACAAGGUUCGUGCCAUGUUUUUGUUUACAUUAGACUGUUUAAUAGAAAAUAGCGUGUUUAAAGCAAAAUGAGAUGUGCCAAAGACUAGAAAAUAUUUAAUUGUGUUAAGAAUUCACUUAUAAAUUGAAAAAAUAUGCUUUAAACGUUAAAAACUUUUUAAAAUGAUUACGAUCUAGUCAAAGAUUAUAUUUUUAAAAUAAUGUGACAUUUACUAAUCAUCAUGCAAUGUAAUUAUGUUUAAAUUGUGUCGAAUGGAUGUAGAAAGGCAAAUUAUACUUUGAGUGUUGUUACUUAGCAACCAAACAUAUUUGUUUGUCAAUAAAAUUGAUUAAUUUGAUUGUGAUGUUUUUGUAGUAUUUUAAAAGACUCAUAGAUUUAGAAUUUCCUAUUUUUGACUGUAAUCUAGUGAGAGGGGUGGUAUUAUAUAUAUUCCAGAGAAAAAAAGAUUUCAAAAAUGUGCACUUAAAUGACCCUUGACCCGAAGAACUCUUUGGGGUCAUGGGAUAACAUGACAAACUUUAUAAAAAAAUGUUCCCUGUCCAAUUCUUAACAAACGCAUAUGUCAUAUGCCUACCCAAAAUCAUGAUACAUGCUGAUGUAACUCGAUUUAAAAAUAUUGUCAUUUAGCCUUUAAAAACCUCUAAAAUGUGCCGGUAGAGAAAGGGUUAAACGAAACUUUUACUAGUUUAUUUAACUUAUGUAAACAAAAACAUGGCACGAGCCUUGUUUACAUAACAAGGACUUAUAACCUCUGUAUCUCCCAUGUACCUUCACUACUGACAUUCAAUCAUUAGUAUUACCUUAGUUAACCAUUCUAAACGUUAAAACUUAAAAAAUGAAGGAAAAUUUUCAGCUCAAAUCGUGUCCAUGUCCCUUUAAUGUCUUCCUACAGACAUAAUAAUUUUUUUCUGUGAUAUAGUUAAACCGCAUCAGUUAAAUUUUUCUAUGUUAAAGAAAUGUUUCAGUAAUAUUUUACGAGAAUUUUGUGACAUUCUAACUUUUAAUUCUCAAAAUAUUUGUUUUUCAUCUUUGAAAGUUAACAUUUUGUUAUCUACUCCACAUGUAACAAUUUUUUUUUUCUUGUUGAUGAAUUGAAUUCUAAUGCAUGCUAUUUAUGAUAUUACACUAUAGUAUUAUUGUUGAUGAAUUGAAUUCUAAUGCACGCUAUUUAUGAUAUUACACUAUAGUAUUAUUGUUGAUGAAUUGAAUUCUAAUGCACGCUAUUUAUGAUAUUACACUAUAGUAUUAUUGUUGAUGAAUUGAAUUCUAAUGCAUGCUAUUUAUGAUAUUACACUAUAGUAUUAUUGUUGAUGAAUUGAAUUCUAAUGCAUGCUAUUUAUGAUAUUACACUAUAGUAUUUAUGAUAUUACACUAUAGUAUUUAUGAUAUUACACUAUAGUAUUUAUGAUAUUACACUAUAGUAUUUAGAGCAUAUCUUCAUUAUUACUUAUAAUUGCAGUUUUGCCUUUCAUUGAAUAUUUGAAAACAAAGUAGACAAGAAUUAUCCAUCUUUUCCGGAAUGUUGUAUAAAUAAAAAUGAUAAUAAAAAUAAUAAAUAAAUGCAAAAAAUAUCUUUUUAUUACUAUAUAUCAAAUGUUUGUAAUCCUUUUACCCAAUAAUAUUAGAAUAUAUUAAAAUUAGUAAUGCUACACAGAGUUUGGUUUUAAGUGGUUUAAUAUCAGCCCCUAUGGUAAAAUAAUGGUCAAAAUGGUGUGUUUAAUUUCUAUCACAUUAUUGUUAUUUUUUGUUUUCCGAAAAAAAUCCAAGUAACUGAGAAAACACUGUGUAAAGACUUUUUCAAACAUAUUAAUUUUUUUUUUCUAAACUGCGUAUCAGUUGUUAUGGGUGAAAGAAUUAAGGUAGCGAAUUUCUGUUUUUAGAACAUUGUAAAGUUGUAAGAGUUAUUUCUCUUUGCCCCAUUUAAGAUAUUUGAAUUUUUCUGAUGGAUAUACACAAGUCUAGACAUGUAAUUUGUUUUUAGCUCACCUGAACCGAAGGUUCAAGUGAGCUAUUCUGAUCACAUUUUGUCCGGCGUCCGUCUGUCUGUCCGUCUGUCUGUAAACUUUUCACAUUUUCGACUUCUUCUCCAGAACCACUGGGCCAAUUUCAACCUAACUUGGCCAAAAGCAUCCUUGGGUGAAGGGCUUUCAAGUGUGUUCAAAUGAAGGGCCAUGUCCCUUUCAAAGGGGAGAUAAUCACAAAAAUGCAAAAAUAGGGUGGGGUCAUUUAAAAAUCUUCUUCUCAAGAACCACUGGGCCAGAAGAGCUGAAAUUUACCUGAAAACUUUCUGACAUAUUGCAGAUUCAAGUUUGUUCAAAUCAUGGCCCCCGGUGGUAGGAUGGGGCCACAAGGGGGGAUCAAAGUUUUGCACACAAAUAUAUAGGGAAAAAAACUUUAAAAAUCUUCUUCUCAAGAACCACUAAGCCAGAAAAGCUGAGAUUUACAUGAAAGCUUCCUGACAUAAUGCAGAUUCAAGUUUGUUCAAAUCAUGGGCCCUGGGGGUUGGAUGGGGCCACAAUAGGGGAUCAAAGUUUUACAUACAAAUAUAUAGGAAAAAUCUUCUUCUCAAGAACCACUGAGCCAGAAAAGCUGAUUUUUACAUGAAAACUUUCUGACAUAGUGCAGAUUCAAGUUUCUUCAAAUCAUGGGCUCCGGGGGUAGGAUGGGGCCACAAGGGGGAUCAAAGUUUUACAUACAAAUAUAUAGUUAAAAUCUUUUUCUCAAUAACCACUGAGUCAGAAAAGCUGAUAUUUACAAGAAAACUUUCUGACGUAGUGCAGAUUCAAGUUUGUUCAAAUCAUGGUCCCCGGGGGGUAGGAUGGGGCCACAAGUGGGGGGGGGGGUCAAAGUUUUACAUACAAAUAUAAAAAAAAAGCUUUAAAAGAACCAUUGGGCCAAAGAAGUUGACAUUUACAUGAAAGCUUUCUGACAUAGUGUAGAUUCAAGUUUGCAAAGGGUAGUUUGGGCCAUAAUAGGGACCAAGGUUUUACAUGCAAAUAUAUAUGGAAAGUCUUCAGAUAUGGGCCAAGGUGACUCAAGUGAGCGAUGUGGCCCAUGGGCCUCUUGUUUUCUGAAAUUUUUGAUAAAUGAAAUAAAUCUACUUAAAAAACUCUAAAUUUUAACUUUUAUUUGUCCUGUAAGAUGACGUUGCCAAUGGUAACCAAAGAAGGCACUGUACACUGUGUCGAAUACCAGAUUUUGACAAAUUCUCAGAAAAGUCUUAAAAUACGUUGAAAUGAAUAAUUACGACAAAAGAAAGUGAAACUGAAAACCUACAUGUAACAUUGCUUUAAUACAAUGCUAUUUUGAUUAUGCAUGUUCUUCUUGGUGUUGUGGUAUUGGCAAACAACUUAAACAAAAUUGCAAGUAACCAAAAACAAAGUUGUCAGAUUCAUUUUAAAUCUAGGUCCUAGAGCUAGCAUUUCUAGUGACAUUCUAGAUUCUUUGGACAUGUUAAGAGUGGAUGACAGAGCUUGAUUGAACCAUGUAUUCAAUAUAUUUCAUGGUAAAGCCCCACAUUAGCUCUGUGAUCAAUUUGUUCUAAACAAUAAUAAUACUAGAAGUGCAACAAACAAAAACUUUAUCAUACCUAAGAUAAAAGGCAAAUAAUCUUCUUGGGUUUUUUUUUUACAAUGCUAUCAAGGAUUCGAAUAAUUUAACUUUAGAUACAACAGACUAAGCAAAGUUUUAAAAAAGCUGUAAAGUCCCUAUUAGCCAGCAAGGCAAGGGGUAUAACCAGAUACAAUGUCCAAUUUUGUUUAAUACUUACUAGUAUUUUUUAACACUUUAGUAUUCUAUUAUAAAAUAUGUCUGAAGCUUGUCAUUUUUCAACGCAUUAUGCAACUACUAAUCAGAACCUGCCAAAAUUCCAAUUGUUAGUCAUGUAAUGUUUAUUUUUGUCUGUUGAUCAUAUAUAUUGUAUAAAUAUAAGGACCUCAUUGGAAAUAACCUAGUUUAAGCUUUUAUGGGUUUCCCUUAGGUUAUUUUAUCAUCAUUUGUCAUGAUAUUCAUAGUUACUUAUUCUUUAACUGUUAUAACUGCAUAGUGCUAUAGAUUAUGCCAGGUUUCAAUUUGUUAUUUCAAAUUUACAAUCAUGACAUUCUAUGAUAUUUUAUACCUGAAUAAAAUGAAAUGAAAUGAACAUGAAUAGCAUACUGCAUGGUUUUCUCGUAGACAUGCACUUAUCAAGGUUUGCAUUUGAGAUUUGGAGUAAUGUUAAUUUUUUUGGUCGUGUAAUUCUGAUUUCUACAUGGAAUUAAAAAGAAAAACUGGGGUCGCAAUACUUGUUAUUGAGCUAUAGUGUACUAAACAUGACCAUUUUGCACUUAAAUGUACUCAAGAUUUCUUAAUUUGUCUGUUGGUGUCAACGCAACAUAAAUCAAUCAUUACAUUAGAUAGAUACAUAAUAAUGUCCUCUAACAAUGCAGAUAAAAGAAAAAGUUUAAUACUAGUAAUGGAAAUAAAUAAUGACAUUUUGGCACUUGAAAUACAAAAAAAUUCAUUAUAUCAAAUUUGAGAGUUGAAAAGGACAUAUCUAGAGUAAUGUCAAAUUCUAAAAUUAUACAUAAUUUUCAAGGUCUUGGUUAAAAAUUUAAAAUGGAACUAAAAAAGUGGGUGUUGGAGAUCAAAUUAUAUAAUUAUCGGCGAAAAUAAUGAAUUUUUAAAUAACUUUCGAGUACAUCUAAAUCAGUUUGAACUUUUGUUUAAGAAUCGGUGUUCUGUUUGGAAAAAUAUAUCAACCACAUUAAUAAAUUACAACAUUUUAACUAGUUUUAAGUCUCAACUACUUUUAUCGUAAAUCAUAAAUAGAAAACAUAUUGGAUGAAACAGAAAUACAGUGUUGUAAUAUCAUGCUGAUUUAGAACUUUUUGAUUAAUCAAUCCUUUCGCCACAAAAAAUAGUACUUGCUAAACCCUUUCAAAAUUUGAAUUGACACAACAUAUUUCAACUGGAUAGGGUUCAGUAAGUGAUGUGAAAUAUGUUUACACCAAUGGGAUCAGUAAAUAAAUACUUACUGUAGUUGUAAGAUCCUGCGCAGUUGUGCUCAAAAGCUCAGAGGCUAAUUUCCGUAAGGCUUACAAAUACAUCAACAUGACACCAAUAUAAAGUCUCUUAAAGGCCUCCGUACAAAUACAGCAUUUUAGUGACACCAGUAGAAAGCCUCUUAACAUGUUAAGCCUCUAUACAAAUACAACAAGGUGACAGACCAGAGCGUCGGCAGCCUUCGCUAUAUAGUAAAUCAAGGUCAGAUGUAUUUCGUCUUGUAAACACACAUUAAAAUACCAGCUUGCAAGUUGAUAGAUAGUGAUCUCGAAUAAUUGUCAGGGAGUAUUUCAUUCAACACUGGACCUGACAGUAGUAUGUGGGUAACUAUUGCCAUUGUUCUUUUAUUGGUUUCUCUGAUUUGGAGUCUGACCGGACGACGCAAGGGGCUUCCCCCCGGUCCGACAUGUUACCCCAUCAUUGGAAAUGUCGGCCUAUUCAAACCGUCAGAAGCCGUGCAAGCACACAGGAGACUGAGGAAUAUGUAUGGAGAUAUCUACACUGUGAUGAUCUUCCACAAACCUAUGAUAGUCGUCCACGGAUAUCAAAACAUUCGAGAACUUUUUCUUAAACAUGGUGACAUGUUUUCUGAACGACCAAACGCUUAUCCUGCUGAAGUUAUUGCCAAGAAAAAAGGUCUUGUCUGGUCGUCUGGUCCACUGUGGAAGGAACAGAGAACAUUCGCGCUGACAACGAUGCGUAAAUUUGGAUUCGGGAGGCGCUGCAUGGAAAGUCAGAUCAUUGAAGAAGUAGACUGUCUAAUGAACGAACUGGGAAAAUAUGAAAACAUGGCUUUUGACAUUCAGAUGCUUCUGAACACGUCUGUAUCAAACGUCAUUUGUUCAGUUUUGUUCGGGAAAAGGUUUGACUACGAGAACGCUAAGUUCAAGCAUCUCAUUACUUUGUUAAAUAAAUUAUUCACCAGCGUCAAUGCCUCGUCACCUGCCUUCAUUUUCCCUUGGUUACGUCAUAUCAAAAUGUUUAACUUCAGUGGGGCGACGGAAUACGCCGAUUCUUUGUUUUGUUUCGUAGCUGGAAUAGUGGAGGAACACAAACGAAAUUUUGACGAGAAUAACAUCAAUGAUUACAUUGAUGCUUUUCUUCUGGAACAGAAAGGAAGAGCUAAAGAAGAGGACACCACAUUUUCAGAUGAGCAACUCAAUCACAGUGUACGAGACUUUUUUGGCGCGGGAACUGAAACGACUUCAACUACAUUGAGGUGGAUGCUUCUGUACCUAAUUCAUCAUCAGGAUUGGCAGAAGAGGCUCCAGAACGACAUUGAUGACGUCAUCGGCCAGGGACAACCUAAAAUGGAACACAAGGAUAAAUUACCAAGGGUAGAAGCAUUUAUUCUGGAAGUUCAGCGCUUGGGAAAUCUGGUUCCUCUAAAUGUGCCACAUACAAGUAAAGAAGAUUUCAAGUACAACGGAUACAUUUUCCCUAAGGGUGCUAUUGUUUUUGGUGCUUUAGAUUCUGUGAUGUCGGAUCCUGAAAUUUUUUCUGAGCCCUCCAACUUUAAACCAGAGAGAUUUAUGGAUGAUAGCGGAAAAUGUUGUGGGGACCAGAAAACCAAAUUGAUUCCUUUUUCAAUAGGGCGCAGGUCAUGUCUUGGGGAGUCACUCGCCAGAAUGGAACUAUUCCUCUAUUUCACCAGAUUUCUACAAAGGUUUGAAGUCAAGCCAGAGGAUCAAGAUCGUCUACCUCCUCUGGAUGGGAAAUUAGGGGUUACAAACAUGCCACAGUCCUUCAACCUGAGACUGGUCAACCGUUAAAAGUGACAAUGUCUGUUUACUGUGGUGAUAGAUAAGGUAUAGACGAAAUGGAUUGAUCUUAUUCAUCAAAUUGCAUGUGUCACCUACUGUGUAUGAUCUCUCAUCAGUUUUAAACUGUCAAAAUUGAUAUAUGCAAUCAUGUCUCUUUUAAAACACCUUUACCGGUUUACCGGUCACAAUUAACCCAACUUAACAAUUUGUAUAGAUAUAGUGUAGUGUGUCAUUCAUAUCUAGUGAUCAGUCAUUCAAAAACUUACUUUGUUAAAUACCACUCUGAUUCCACGCACAAGUACUCUGAAAUUGAAAUAAAAAAUAUGCUAGAGUUCCUCAUUGACAAUAUCUUCGUGGCCUUUGGUGAUCAAGUCUUCCAACAGUCUGUUGGAAUUCCCAUGGGCACGAAUUGUGCUCCUUUGUUAGCUGACCUGUUUCUAUAUUCAUAUAAAGCAGAAUUUAUUCAAAAACUUUUACGUGAGAAGAAUAAAUCUCUCGCUGUGGCCUUCAGUUCGACAUUUCGAUAUAUCGAUGGCGUUUUGUCUAUUAAGGGCAGAUGAUACAAACAAUUUUUUUUUCUUUCGAAGAGACUUUAUAUGAUGUCAUUCUUUUAUAAAAGUGGAUAAUUCCUUGAAUUCUUUUCCCCUUUGACUUGGAGAGUGAAAUAUUUUCUGUAUUUCCAAAAAAGUACAAAACAAUAGUUAUCAUGGUAAAUUAGUUUAUUCUUCAUUUGUUUACCUUUUCUAUACCUAAAACAAUGGUUGUCAGGGAGAACAGAGUGUACUGAUAUUAGAUUUACAACAUAACAUGUAAAAUAUUAAUGCAUUACAAAUUUUACACUUGGAAAAUAUCAAUUGCUGCUUCAAUAAAAUUACAUAUAUGGAAUAUGUUGACUUAAUGUUUAAAGUGUAAUAUAAACUUAAAAAUCAUAUACCAUACGGGGUGAAUUUUCUGUGUAGAAGCAAAAUUGUAAAAAUCACAUUGGCUGAUUUUCUAAAGACAAAGAAGAGUUAUCUCCCAUAAUAUAAGAGUAAAAUUUUACAAUUUCUGAAAAUAAUUUACAAUGGCAUUUGUGAUUUUCCUGUUUUUGUUGUUUUUUUUUAAUUUUUUUUUUUAUGUUUUUGUUUUGUCACUCUUGAUUUUCCUUUGCUAUUCAUCUCUGAAAAAAAUAAAGAAAUGCCUAAUACAGGAUCUCUUUGAUGUGCCAUUUUACGUUAGUUUCUGCAUUAUGACAUUUCCCAGUAGAAACAGGAGAAAGAUGGCUGCAUGCUUCCUUCUGACAUCUCAUAUAUAGCAAUGAUCCAAGUCCAUAACGUUUUCCGUCCUCACAAUGUCUUAUGCGUUGUUAAAUCUAGUGGUCUACCACACGCAGCACAACCUUUUCCCAAAUUGUCCACUAGAAUUCCAAGUUCCACAACUCGUCUCCCACUUCUCCAUCAAAUCAUCUCCUCAUGCUCUUCUUCCGAUUCUUCACUCUCUGAUACAUCAGAUGGAUACGUGUCUUCAUUUCCUAGGCAUUCUUGUAAAUUAUCACCAGUCAAACAAUUUUUUCUUGAUUCCAACUUCUCCUCGAUCACAUCAACAUUCACUAUCUUACGUCCAAGGGAUAAUGCAUAACCUUUCGUAGCAUUCUGUAACCUUUCAUGACGUUUUUUACCAAUAAUUUUUCCUGAUUAUUUCCUCCUGAAUGAUUCUGGCACCAUUGUUUACUGACCCCCUUCCUGCUCUUAAAACACAGAAGAGUUCCAAACAACUAUAAAUGAGAAAACCAAAACCAACCAAACUAUUUUUCUACCAUGGGAACUCUUCAGUGCUAAAGAUAGAAAAAAUUGUUUAUAUCAUCUGGCCUUAACAAUAAUAACUUUCAUUCAUAUGUCAAUUUGAUAUAUCCCUGUGAGCUCGAAAUGAAGGACACCACAGAGUCAUCCGCUUCUGCUUCAUACUUAGAUAUUUUAUUGAAAGUAGACAUUAACGGCAAAUUGACAACUCAACUGUAUGACAAACAGUUUUCAGCUUCUCCAUCGUCAACUUCCCAUAUUUACGUAGCAAUAUUCCAUUAUCACCUGCAUAUGGUGUUUAUUAUGGCAUGUCAAACGUUGCAAUAUUUGAUCUUUUCCAUUUGCAUUGUAUAAUUAUCCAUUUGUAUUCUAUAUUUUCCAUUUGCAUUGUAUAAUUUUUCAUUUGCAUUGUAUAAUUUCCAUUUGUAUUGUAUGUUUUUCCAUUUGUAUUGUAUGUUUUUCCAUUUGUAUUGUAUAAUUUUCCAUUUGUAUUCUAUAUUUUCCAUUUGUAUUAUAUAACGUUUUCGUUUGCAUUGUAUAAUUUCCAUUUGCAUUGCAAAAUCUUUCAUUUGUAUUGCAUCCGAGGGAUUGUUUAUUUUGAUUUGUUACGAAGGAUUUCAUUAGUUUAGGUCCCACUUAUGUUUAGCUGUCACCAGCUGCAGGUGACGUACCACAAAUAGACUGUACGGGCACAGUGGCGUAGCAGUGGGGAUUCUUUAAACAAUAUAUAUCUAUUUGCCAAAUACUCAGUACAUGAAUGGAAUUAGGUAGCAGAAACAGCCUAUUUUAGUUUUCUCCCAGGGUUUUAAGGUCACAUUAUCCGAAAGAUCCGUGAUUCUCACUUUUAGAUAGCAAUGCGUAUGGGAAAGUAUUAACUAAUUUACGUCUAAAGUUUGACACGAGUAGAAUUCGAACAAGCGACUUCACGGUUACGAACCAAAGGGUAUAUCACUGAACUACCGCGAUCGGUUCCAUAUUUAAGGACUAGUUGAACAUACAUGUUGCUAGCAAUGAGGAAUCUUGCGCCUGGAGACCCCCUCCCUCCCUUCACAAAUAUGAUAUUUUGUAUAUAGAUGUCGAAAAAAGCAUGCAUGUACGUUUUAUUUUGUCAGAACGCACUUGUUCCAGGGGCGGAUCCAAGAAUUGCGGUUACGGGGCGCCACUUUAUGAAGCAGGGGGUCUGGCCCCCGGAAGCUCCCAGAUUUUACAGGGUUUGAAAUGUGUCAUUUUUAAUAUUUAGUGAAAUUAGUAAAAUGACGCAAAUUUUAAGGGUUUCUGGGAAAAUUAAGUUCUCUCAAUAAAGUAAUUCAAAAAAUCA
This is a messenger RNA of Ostrea edulis (European flat oyster), 10811 nucleotides long. RefSeq names its product cytochrome P450 2U1-like. The coding region runs from base 6270 to 7724 and encodes 484 amino acids. The transcript is spliced from 4 exons. The record is from RefSeq and is a predicted model, not a curated record. NCBI's taxonomy places the organism in Eukaryota, Metazoa, Mollusca, Bivalvia, Ostreida, Ostreidae. Gene Ontology annotation, molecular function: heme binding; oxidoreductase activity, acting on paired donors, with incorporation or reduction of molecular oxygen, reduced flavin or flavoprotein as one donor, and incorporation of one atom of oxygen; iron ion binding. Gene Ontology annotation, biological process: xenobiotic metabolic process. Gene Ontology annotation, cellular component: intracellular membrane-bounded organelle; cytoplasm.